Laetiporus sulphureus 93-53 is the source of this 1202-nucleotide messenger RNA. Its product is annotated as 40S ribosomal protein S2. Gene Ontology annotation, cellular component: cytosolic small ribosomal subunit; ribosome. Gene Ontology annotation, molecular function: RNA binding; structural constituent of ribosome. The transcript has 4 exons. The coding region runs from base 74 to 850 and encodes 258 amino acids. Gene Ontology annotation, biological process: translation. The record is from RefSeq and is a predicted model, not a curated record. NCBI's taxonomy places the organism in Eukaryota, Fungi, Basidiomycota, Agaricomycetes, Polyporales, Laetiporaceae.
CGACGCCCAAGGCAAGCGGCAACCCAUCGGCGAGCUCGACCUACCUCAAGACUCAUCACCUCGGCAACAAAAAAUGGCUGACGCUGGACGUGGACGCGGUGGAUUCGGGCGUGGACGUGGUGACAGAGGACGUGGCCGUCGGGGCCCUCGCCGUGGAGGCCGCAAGGACGAGGAGAAGGAGUGGGUGCCUGUCACGAAGCUCGGUCGUCUCGUGAAGGACGGCAAGAUCAAGUCCAUGGAGGAGAUCUAUCUCUUCUCGCUGCCUGUGAAGGAGUUCCAGAUCGUCGACUUCUUCCUGCCGAAACUCAAGGAUGAAGUGAUGAAGAUUAUGCCCGUUCAGAAACAGACCCGUGCCGGACAGCGUACGCGUUUCAAGGCAUUCGUCGCGGUCGGUGACUCUGAUGGCCAUGUCGGUCUCGGUGUCAAGUGCGCGAAGGAAGUCGCGACCGCUAUUCGCGGAGCCAUCGUCCUCGCCAAGCUCUCCGUUGUUCCCGUCCGACGGGGGUAUUGGGGUGCUGCGCUCGGUGAGCCGCACACUGUGCCCUCGAAGGUCAGCGGGAAGGUCGGUUCUGUCAUGUGCCGGCUCAUCCCCGCACCAAGAGGUACUGGUCUCGUCGCCGCCCCCGCAUCGAAGCGACUGCUGCAGAUGGCCGGUGUCGAGGAUUGCUACACGCAAUCAAAGGGUUCAACAGCAACGAUGGGUAACUUCUUGAAGGCAACCUUCGCUGCGAUCACAAAGACAUACUCAUUCCUCACGCCCGACCUCUGGCGCGAGAUCCCUCUGUCGAAGUACCCAUACGACGAACACAGCAUGCACCUACAGCUUGCCCAGGCCAAGAAGGCGUAUUAGACGGCUUUCCAUCCCUGUACCAUAUCGCAUGCUGUCAAAAUCUUCGGGACGCGAAGUCCGUCAUGCUAGACUUGCUCCAUGCAUGUAAUCCACGAUAUUUUCUUAUUCCAUGACAUACAUAGCGGAGGGAUCGUCAGCAGAGCAGCAGUAUAUGAUCUGGCUUGAAGCCUGCGGGUGGAUAGUAUGAUUGUCAUCCGUUCAUUAUUAUUUGAGGUGCAAUAUCUCAUUCAGCCUAGCUAGCUAAGCUCAACGUGGCAAUAUCGCUUACCUCGUGAGCAUGCCGGUGUUCACGGCAUACAAUUAAUUAGACUAUUGACUAGCGAAUCAUCUCUGGGUAAGAAGUUAACAGCCG